AUGGACAAGCUACUUUACCUUGUGCCUCAACUUUGCGAGCUCAAUAUUGACCUAGGCUUUGAAUUGGCCAGUAUGUUUGGAUACAAGCACCUGCCUACCGUGAGGACUUUGAGUGUGCCAAUCAAUCAAGGAGAGCCGAUCUACGAGGCCACAUCCAUAAUCCGCGCUUGUCCAAAUAUCAUUUCGCUUCGUCUAAACGUCGGCGGAGGUCGCCUACAGAACCCAAAAGAUGGAAUGGUGUGGUCUCCUGAAUGUCGAAGGGCACUGGAAGCAGCAGCGGCAUUGGAAUCGCUUCAAAAUCUUGAAAUGUUCAAGACUGGCAACACCCGCCUUAUGGAUCUUCUUGAUGGAUUCGUCAUGGAAAAUGGCUGGGUUCCAAAUGACAUGAAAGUCAUCGAGCAUUAUUUCCCCGGUAUCUCUAGCCUGGCUCUCUACGGACACUUUGGAUAUGAUGUGUCGAGAUUUCGUAACACCACACCCUUGGACCUCACUGCGGCGUGCGGUGGACUCACAAACCUCAACAGCCUCACCAUGACCACCGAGGGCAUGACUGAUUGGGAGUACAUGGAAGGCCAGCGUAGGAAUCGAAACCUUGAAGAAAUGGACUUGGAGUACUGGCGCCACGUGACCAACGAGGAUGUUAUGGGCCCUUAUGUCCGCAAAGCAUCCACGGUUUGCAGGAAUCUGCAAGAGAUAUCUUUCGUGUAUGCUUAUGCGGGGUGUACCUACUCCGCUGUUUCCACAGACCAAGAAUCAUGUGAAGUGACAGCAGAGGUCAUCAAGGUUCGUGAAUUUGUCAAUUCUAAGUACGCCCUCCGCGCGCGGAGGAGAGACGGUGCCAGAUACCAAUGGUUUUGA
This is a messenger RNA of Diaporthe amygdali, 858 nucleotides long. RefSeq lists its product as uncharacterized. Bases 1 to 858 code for a protein of 285 amino acids. The transcript has 3 exons. Lineage: Eukaryota; Fungi; Ascomycota; Sordariomycetes; Diaporthales; Diaporthaceae. The record is from RefSeq and is a predicted model, not a curated record.